AGAGACACAAAGAUGCGAUCGAUCGGAGAGAAGCCACACGCAGUGUUUGUGCCAUACCCGACUCAAGGUCACAUAAACCCAUUGCUCCAACUAGCAGAACUUCUGCAUUACAGAGGCUUCCACAUCACUUUCGUCAAUACUGAGAUCAACCAUGAACGAGUCCUCAAGUCUAGUGGUCCCAACACGGUCGACCAUUUACCUGACUUCCGAUUCGAAACCAUCCCUGAUGGUCUCCCUCCUUCUGCUACCCGUGACGUACCGACCCUCUGUGAAUCCACCAGUAAAAACUGCUUGGAACCAUUCCGUAAACUUCUCGACAAACUCAACGAUUCCGAUGUUCCACCGGUUACUUGUAUAUUCUUUGAUAUUCCGAUGAGCUUUUCUUUGACGGCUGCCGAAGAAAUCGGCGUUCCUGGCGUUGGUGUCUGGACUGCUAGUGUUUGUGGUUUCAUGGCUUAUCUACAAUAUCCUCAACUUGACGACAGAGGACUCACAGUAGCCAAAGGUGUGAAUUAUCUUUCAGAAAAGUACAAGCACACCCCAAUUGAUUGGGUGCCAGGACUGAAAGAUAUUCGUUUGAAGGACAUGAUUAACUUUGAUCGUCUUGGGGAUACAAGAGACUUCAUGGUUAAGUUCACUUACGAACAAGCCAAGAGAUGUUUCAAUGCAUCCGCCAUUGUUUUCAACACUUUCGAAGCCUUAGAACACGAUGUCUUAGAAGCAUUGAAGUCUCAACUCCCACCCAUCUACAAUAUAGGCCCUUUGCAUCUCCUUUGCAAAAAUGUUAUCAAAGAUGGCUCGAGCUUGGUUGAUUCAAACCUAUGGAAACAAGAUGAAGCUUGCAUUGAGUGGCUCGACUCGAAAGAGCCCAACUCGGUCAUCUACGUGAAUUUUGGAAGUAUCACGGUUAUGUCACCUGAGUCACUGGCCGAGUUUGCUUGGGGACUUGCUAAUAGUAACCAAUACUUCUUGUGGGUCAUUAGGCCUGAUUUGGUCGGAGGGGAUGACACAGAGGCACUGCCACCGAAGUUCUUGACGGAGACAAAAGGGAGGGGCUUGAUAGUGAGUUGGUGCUCACAAGAGGAAGUCUUGAAUCACUCGUCUGUAGGUGGGUUUUUGAGUCACACUGGGUGGAACUCAACAGUUGAGAGUGUGUGUGGUGGAGUGCCUAUGAUCUGUUGGCCAUUGUUUGCAGAGCAGAGGAUGAAUUGCAGGUUUGCUUGUACUGCUUGGGGAAUGGGAUUGGAGAUGGAAACAGAGGUGAAAAGGGAGGAAGUGGAGAGGCUUGUGAGGGACAUAUUGGAGGGAGAGAAGGGAAGUGAGAUGAAGAAGAGGGCUUUGGAUUGGAAGAGGAAGGCUGAAGAGGCUAUUAGUAUUGGUGGCUCCUCUUUCUUGGAUCUGGAGAAGCUGCAAAAGGAAGUGUUGUUUUCCAACAGAAAAUGAAAAA
Molecule: messenger RNA, 1447 nt
Organism: Telopea speciosissima
Lineage: Eukaryota; Viridiplantae; Streptophyta; Magnoliopsida; Proteales; Proteaceae
Product: 7-deoxyloganetin glucosyltransferase-like
Exons: 2
Coding region: 13-1443 (476 amino acids)
Molecular function (GO): UDP-glycosyltransferase activity
Source: RefSeq, a predicted model, not a curated record